Molecule: messenger RNA, 556 nt
Organism: Corvus hawaiiensis (hawaiian crow)
Lineage: Eukaryota; Metazoa; Chordata; Aves; Passeriformes; Corvidae
Product: neurophysin 1-like
Exons: 3
Coding region: 45-416 (123 amino acids)
Cellular component (GO): extracellular region; secretory granule
Molecular function (GO): neurohypophyseal hormone activity
Source: RefSeq, a predicted model, not a curated record
GCGGUUGGGAUGAGCAGCCAAAAAUCCCCCCUGUCCCCGCCGCUAUGUCCUGCAAGGCUCUGGCCCUCUGCCUCCUGGGGCUCCUGGCUCUCUCCUCCGCUUGCUACAUCCAGAACUGCCCCAUCGGGGGCAAACGCGCUGUGCUGGACAUGGACAUCAGGAAGUGCCUGCCCUGCGGUCCCCGGAACAAGGGCCACUGCUUCGGGCCCAACAUCUGCUGCGGGGAGGAGCUGGGCUGCUACAUCGGCACCUCGGAAACGCUGCGCUGCCAGGAGGAAAACUUCCUGCCCACCCCCUGCGAGUCGGGACGCAAACCCUGCGGCUCCGGAGGGAGCUGCGCCGCUCCCGGCAUCUGCUGCAGCACCGAGGGCUGUGGCACUGACUCAUCGUGUGACCAGGAGAUGCUGUUUGCAUAGCCCAGCCGGGAGAGAAUCCACAGGAUCCUGCAUCCAUCACAUCCCAGCCCCGCCACAGGCUGGGAACAGCCGAGCCCAGGGCUGUGACUCAGACUGAAGUGAUGAGCUUAAUUAGAAAUAAAACUUGUACAGAAAAACAA